UGAGCCUAGCACCCCUCCAGAGGUGCCUCCAGAGGCUUCUCAAGAAAGCCAGAAAUCCCGAUGGCUUAGCCGCAAUGAUCGAAUUCGUAUUUUAACUCUACGAGAUGCUGGAUUUACCUAUCAACAGAUCUGCUCUCGGCUUGAAUUUACGCACCGCCAAGUUCAAUAUACUGCCAGAAUCCAAAAGGAUUCAAAUCGUUGUAGGGCCCCCUGUACUAACAUUCUUACCGGGGUCAACCGGAGUAGAGGUUAGUUGUCAGGGUUCGGUUAGAUUGUACUCAGCAAGCUUCAUCCGAAUCAGCAUAGAAUCACGGGCCCAGAGCUAUAUUGACAGCGUAUGUGGGGGGUGAAUUCGACCUGGGAAUUUCUUCGAGCACUAUAAAUACGAUUCAUGUACCCCAACCAAAUGGAAUCAACAAGCCCCAUCACAGCCUACUCAAUUAUACCAAACACACUGGGUACCGUCAAGUAUUUCUGAUUUUCAAUCUCCCAAUUUUCAAAAGACUGCUGCAGGAUUUCCUCCUAAACUAUACUCAAAAUUCUCGAAAAUGUCGACGACUCAGGUUCAAUUGUGCAAGUCAUACCUACGCGAAGCCCGUGACUCUGUCAGCGUAUAUGAAUGCAUGGAAAUUUACGACAAAUGGGCCGCCACCUACAACGACGAGGUUGGGGACGAAGCUCAAGAUUAUGUCGCCCCAGAGCUUGUGGCCCAGGCGGUUCUCCGAUUCUCGAAGAACUCGACCAAAGGUGUGAUACUGGAUGCCGGUUGCGGAACCGGUCUUGUGGGACAGGCUCUUGUGACGGCCGGCGCCACAGCCAUCGAUGGGCUUGACUUCUCUCCUGCCAUGCUCACCAUGGCCAAGAAGACUGGCGUAUAUCGCAAACUUAUCCACGGGGAUCUUACGUGUCGGAUCAAUGUGACGGAUGAAGCGUAUAACAUAGUUGUCUGCGUGGGCACAUUCACCCUUGGCCAUGUUGGUUCUCACCCUGCUUUGAGAGAAUUCGUCCGCAUCACCAGGACAAAUGGCAUCGUGGCUGCAACUAUUCUUCAGGAGGUCUGGGUACCAGGAGGCUUCCAAGCCGAAGUUGAAGCAUUGGCAGCUGAAGGUCAGGUGGAUGUGGUUUUUCAGGAGCUGAUAGACUACGUGAAGGGGCAUGGCGACAAAGCAAUGUUGGUGAUCCUGAAGAAGACCACCCGCGCUGAAAAAGGAAGGCUUGCGAUUUGAUACAAUCUAUAUUGGCUGCUUAAGAUAUAUUUAUCAUAGACACCUGAUAGCAAUGGACUCGGACUCCGAGUCUCUAUAGAAGUAGACUAAUUUUGAAUAUUCUACAUUUGACGAUAGGCGUUUCGCUGUUUUCACGAAGUCAUUAAGCAGGUACUGCUUUGCCCUAUGCUACACUGUUCAUCGUAGGUAUGGAGAGGUUCAAGGCCAAAGAAAAGAAAGUAAGGCCAGAUAAGUAUGCCUUCUGCUUGAGUUUGCUCAGCAAAGUUGAUAAGUUGAUUUGUCCGAUGUUUAUCUUAGUCAAUUCAAUGGUCGCUUUGGCGAAG
This is a messenger RNA of Aspergillus alliaceus, 1549 nucleotides long. Its product is annotated as class I SAM-dependent DNA methyltransferase. Lineage: Eukaryota; Fungi; Ascomycota; Eurotiomycetes; Eurotiales; Aspergillaceae. Bases 549 to 1226 code for a protein of 225 amino acids. The transcript has a single exon. The record is from RefSeq and is a predicted model, not a curated record.